Molecule: messenger RNA, 1126 nt
Organism: Juglans regia (Persian walnut)
Lineage: Eukaryota; Viridiplantae; Streptophyta; Magnoliopsida; Fagales; Juglandaceae
Product: putative nuclease HARBI1
Exons: 3
Coding region: 1-1044 (347 amino acids)
Source: RefSeq, a predicted model, not a curated record
AUGAACGUGAAUCGAGAUUCAGAUGAUAUGUUCCCUAAUGUGUGUUUGACUGAUAGUAGUGAAGAUGACCUUGCAACUGAGGAUCUUGAGACACUCGCAUUUCUUGUGAGGGCUGGUAGAGAAGCACAACAACAGCUUAGACAGCCACAACACAAUAUCGGAUUACGGGGACAUCAAUAUAUUUUGGAAGUUUUGAAUGGGAAUCCAAGAAAUUGUCGCGAGUUAUUCCGACUUGAGGUUGAUGCCUUCCGCGCAUUAUGCAGCUUGUUACGUUCAAAUAGUUUUUUGAAGGAUACUAGAAAAGGGCUGACCGUCGAGAAACAAAUAGGCAUGUUCACAUCGGGAUGCAUUGGUGCAAUUGAUGGGACCAUGAUCGACGCUGUUGUACCUGCAGAGGUGCGUGAGACAUAUCGCAACCGGCAUGGCAAAGUUGCCCAAAACGUAUUGUGUGUAUGUGACUUGGACAUGAAGUUCACAUUCCUGUACACUGGUUGGGAGGGGAGCUCGCAUGAUGCACGUGUAUUCAUCGAUGCAUUGUCUCAGGGCCGCAACGCAUUUCCAAUGCCUCUCGAUGGUCAUUAUUAUCUAGUCGAUUCGGCGUAUCCAUGUACUCGAGGAUUUAUGCCCCCUUACCCUAGAGAGAGAUAUCAUAGAAGUGACCGUCAGGGUCAGCGGGGAUUUAGGGGGUAUAAAGAUUAUUUUAAUCAUCGUCAUUCAUGUAUUCGUAACGUAAUAGAACGUACAUUUGGGGUCUUGAAAUCACGAUUUAGAAUUUUAAGACUCAUGCCUGGUUAUAAAGUUGGGAGGCAAGGGGAUCUGAUCAUUGCAUGUUGUACGUUACACAAUUUUAUUAGAAUGACGAGCCCGAAUGACUGGUUGUUCGAGGAGUGGAGAGAUAUGGAGCUCAGUCCAAGCGGUCGUGCAUAUAGCGACGCCGCAGUUUUAGGAAAUCAUCCUGACAUGACCGUCGAAUCAGCCCGAGCUAUGGCUGCAAUUAGGGAUGACAUUGCCAAACGUAUGUGGGAAGCUAGGAGUGGUCAUUGACUUAUAUUGAUAAAUAUUGACAUUAUUGAGACUAUAUAAGGGUGUAGUUAGAGAUUCAAAUGUAUUGCAAAUUUUAUUUUGG